Cottoperca gobio is the source of this 2081-nucleotide messenger RNA. RefSeq names its product ubiquitin carboxyl-terminal hydrolase 2-like. The record is from RefSeq and is a predicted model, not a curated record. Gene Ontology annotation, biological process: protein deubiquitination. Lineage: Eukaryota; Metazoa; Chordata; Actinopteri; Perciformes; Bovichtidae. Gene Ontology annotation, molecular function: cysteine-type deubiquitinase activity.
CACCUCUGUGUUAUUAUCCAACACAGGCUGCUUGAGAACAGAACACACACACACACACACACACACACACACACAGACACCUGCCUCGCGCUAGAUUAUUAAUUCAUCACAGCCUCUUUAAAGAGUCUCUGGGAUUUCACUGUCCAACAUUCAACAGCGCUGCCAUGCCGUCUCUGCGACACUCGUACACAGUGACAGCACCGGAGGAACCGGCCGCCUUCCCCGGCGCAGACAAGCCCGACCUGCGGCGGAAGAGUCCGUCAUUGUCCCGGUCCAAGCUGGUGUCCACGUUCAUGGGUCUGAUCAUCAACCAGGCCAAGAACAAGAGUCCUCAAGGUCUGGUGGGACUGAGGAACCUGGGCAACACAUGUUUCAUGAACUCCAUCCUUCAAUGUCUGAGCAACACGCCCGAGCUGAGAGAUUAUUGCCUGAGAAACAUCCAUCGCAUUGACCUCAACAACAACAACAACAACUGCACGACCAACGCUGCUCUCAUGGAAGAGUUUGCAAAGCUGACUCAGAGUCUGUGGACGUCAGUGAACAACGAGGCCAUCAGUCCCUCUGAUUUCAGGAGUCAGAUCCAGAGAUACGCUCCCAAAUUUGUGGGCUGCAAUCAGCAGGACGCCCAGGAGUUUCUGCGUUUCUUAUUGGACGGUCUCCAUAAUGAGGUGAACAGAGUGACCGUCCGCCCUCAUGUGUUCCCCGAGGACUUUGACCACCUCUCAGACGAUGAGAAAGCCAAGCGGAUGUGGAACUUGUACUUGGAAAGAGAGGACAGCAAAGUCGUGGAUCUGUUUGUUGGACAGCUGAAGAGCUCUGUGACCUGCACCGCCUGUGGCUUCCGCUCCACGGUGUUUGAUCCAUUCUGGGACUUAUCCAUACCUGUUGCACAGAAGAGCUCAGAAGUGACUCUCAAAGACUGCUUGAGGCUCUUUACAAAAGAAGACGUGUUGGACGGAGAGGAGAGACCGACGUGCAACAGAUGCAAAACCAGAAGGAAAUGCACCAAAAGAUUCAGCGUUCAGAAGUUCCCGCAGAUCCUCGUGCUUCACCUGAAGCGUUUCUCAGACUCCAACAUCCGAACCAGCAAACUCUCCACUUAUGUCAACUUCCCUCUCAAAGAGCUGGACCUGCGGGAGUUCGCCUCAGAGAGCAGCGAGCGAGCUGUGUAUAACCUGUACGCUGUUUCCAACCACUCGGGGAACGCUUUGGGGGGCCAUUACACGGCGUACUGCAAGAACCCGGCGCUGGGGGAGUGGUACAGCUACAACGACUGCAGGGUGAGUCCCGUGUCCUCUAGCCAGGUUCGCAGCAGCAACGCCUACGUCCUCUUCUACGAGCUGGCGCCCCCCCCACACAGCAAAUAUCAGACAUGUCGACUUUAGAAGCGGAGGAGGAGCUGCAAUAAAAAUGGGCCUAAAAAGAAGGAGUGAGACGCACUGCCUGCUGGGAGAGAGCUCCGCCUAGUGGAGAGAGUCCCGCCAUUACAGACUGUGAAUAUGGAGCACAAAGACGCCAUGCUGACAGAGAAAACGCCCUCUGACCUUCCUCUCAGUGUGUUUUCGAGGGAUGUGGCGGCACAUUCGAACUGCAGGAUGUCAGGAUGAGCUCGUAAUUUGGAUGGAAGUGAAGUGACACUGGGAAAAUAUUACUUAUGAUGUAGACAUUCAGCUCAAGGCUCCAAAAAAAAGCAGAUUUUACAGCUGAGCUUGGACCUGAAUCUACACACACUCGAGUGUAUUGUUUUGGACAUUAUUAUGUGACGACAUUACAGAGAGAACUGCGAGAUGUAAUUUAUUCUAUUUAACAUAAUGGCAGUAAAUGAAAGUGCAUCCUGUAAAUGUCUUUGAACAAAGCCUUGUGGUUACGGAGGAUGUUUGAUGUCAGAGCACAUAUUAUUUUUGUACAGUAUUUAUGGACGGCACAGUGAAUGUAACUGUGGGGAAAGCCAAACAUACCAAAGCAGCUGUAUAAUAAAAAUGCAUCUUUAUCUUCUUCCAGCAAUAAUGUCGCUGACUUUAGAUCCAAGUCAGUUCGUCAGUUAGAGUCUAUGAAUGAUUAAAAGUCUAUGUUAACUUACA